CCUUGUUCCAAUACGUAAGAAAAAUAUGGUUAGAUUUGUUUGGCAGCCGAAAUUAUCUUAAAAUGGCACAUGUAUUAGGAGCAGCGGUAAUGUGGCCGGCGGGUAACAAGUGUAUAGGAUUAAGUUCAAAAGUAGAGUCAAUAGUAUUAUCAAUCCCCCCAAAUGCAGUACGAAGAAAGAUGGAUCCAAGGUGGAGAGGAGGUUUCAGUCUUGGUGUGGAUUUGGGCCUUGCUCGAACUGGGCUUGCCCUCAGUAAAGGCUUCAAUUUUCGACCCUUAACGGUAUUGGAGUUGAGAGGACAGAAACUUGAGCUUCGAAUUAUUGAUAUUGCCCUAAAACAGGAAGUGGAUGAGUUUAUAAUUGGACUGCCUUUGUCAAGUGAUGGAAAGGAAACUCCACAAUCUAACAAAGUUAGAAGUGUUGCUGGUAGGCUUGCUGUUCGAGCUGCUGAGAGGGGCUGGAGAGUAUAUCUGCAGGAAGAGUAUGGGACAACAAUUGAGGCCAUGAGCUACAUGGUUGAUAGGGGCCUCGGAAAAUCUGCUCGUGAAGGGAAACAGGACGCCUAUGCUGCUGCUAUGGUGCUUGAGAGAUACUUUUUAGAGUCAGGUCAAAGAAUCGAGCUAGUGUUACCCAAGCAGUUGGAUCUGCAGGAGAGGCUCAAGAAGGGAUGUUCCAAGGAUGCUGAUUAUUUUACGGAUGAAUCUGAUUAGUUGAUAAUUUGCAACCCUUUCAGGAACCCCCAAGGAUACUGAUUAUUCCAAGGAUGCUGAUUAUUUUACAGAUGAAUUUGAUUAGUUGAUAAUUUGCAACCCUUUCAGGAACCCCCAACAACUUCCUAGUUGUAGGAAAGAAGGUUGAAUGGAUCAUUACAGUGAUUGUGAUAGCUCUAAGCCACUUGAAUAGUACUUACCCUGUUAUAUAUUUUAAAAAUAUCUUGCUCCUGUAUAUAAUGUUCGAGAGAAGAGCAUUCAUGUGUCUUUGUUCGAGCAAAAUAGGUGUAAGUGUAAAGACAUGAGUUGUGCUCAAACAAUAAGAUAAAACAAUUUCAUUGUAA
Lycium barbarum (goji berry) is the source of this 1054-nucleotide messenger RNA. RefSeq lists its product as uncharacterized. The coding region runs from base 63 to 710 and encodes 215 amino acids. Gene Ontology annotation, biological process: rRNA 5'-end processing. Lineage: Eukaryota; Viridiplantae; Streptophyta; Magnoliopsida; Solanales; Solanaceae. The transcript has 6 exons. The record is from RefSeq and is a predicted model, not a curated record.